AUGAAAAACAUUUACACAUUCGUUUCAUAUUUAUUGUUUAGGUUUUUUAUUCAAAAGACUAUCUGUUUAGAAUUAAAUAUCGGUAAAAUCACAGACUAUUCCAGCGGAUCUAGUCAGGUUACCGUAAAAAAAACGACAGAGUUACAAAAUUUAUAUACACAUAAGUUUUCCAAUCCAGUUUUAUUAAAAGACAUAUAUAAUGGAAAGGAAAGACUGUAUUUCGACCAGCUGCUUGUGAGCGACCAACUUUUGUUAUCUGCAUCUGUCGUAUGGUCGUUUGAAACACCUUCCAUUAUCCAAUUAAAUUUAGAACAAUCUUCUGUUUUACUUAUAAAUGAAAAAGAAUCAUUGGAUGUUCAGGCUAUUUUUUCUAAAAAAUUAGUUACAAACAUAAAGCCCAGAAUCCAUUCAGAUAUUGAUGCAAUUGUUGAUAUAAAUUUGUCUAAUAUUGCUGAUUAUGACAGUAAUAAUUCUAAAGUUUAUGUUACAAAUCUGAAAUUUUCAGAAGAUAGGUUUAAAAGGUACACAUUAAGAAAUUAUAACUUGGAGUCAACAAGAUUAGGUAAAAUAUUGUAUAAUAAUACAGAAUUGACAACUAAAUUUGAAAAUGAUGUUAAAAGGUCUACUGAGUCAAAUUUGGACAUUCCAUACAAAAACAAUGUAUAUUCAAUACAGGUUUAUGCAUAUAACAAUUUUCCUCUUUUAAUAGAAUUUUUGUACACAUUUGACAAAAGACAAUUUUAUGGCUACACACCUGAGGAAAAAUGGCAUCACGUUUACUUUCCAGCUUUUCACGAUCCUUCCUUUUUAGAUUUCUUGUAUGAUAAACUCAAUUAUUACGCUUGCAAGAAUGGGUUCAAAUAUACUAUUGACAUCAAUCAGAAAACAGAUACAAGUGAUCGUUCCUAUCAAAUAGAUAAUUACUGUAUAGGAUCAGAAGGAGUAGAAACAGUUGUAAAUAAUUUAAAGUUAGCAUCUUAUAUUAACGAAAUAAAUAUAGAACGUGUGCAUAGGUGCUUUGAACACACUCCAUCCAAUGAUAAUAAAUUUUUUAUCGACCAUUUGAUGUAUAAUUCAACUGUAAUACAGUUGAAGGACACACCAAAGGUCACAAAAAGUGUCAGAGUCUACCAACAUCUCAAUCACGAGCCUUAUUUAAUAGUUUUUGUGGACGAUUUGGACAAGCUGUAUCAUUACAAGUUCCAAAAUGGAAAGUGGAAAAACGAUGAUAAUAUUAUAUUACUACUGGAUAAAACGAGCCUAUACGAAAAGAGCCUUCAAAAAAUAUUAAACACUAUAGCACAUGUUUAUAUGUCUUUGAAUACAGACGACAAAAAAAUUAUACGAGACCGUUGGGAUUACAACGCCAAUGACGAUGCCAUUAAAACAUUGCCAGACAACCUAUCUAUAUUAACAAUAACUAAUGCUCAAGUUACAAUUAGCACGAUCCAUAACGACAAAAUUAAAAAACAUAAUAUAAUUCAAAAACUUGAACUUGAUUUUUAUUAUUUCAACAGUUACUCUACUUAUGUACAAUACUCUGGAGAUCUAACAAAUAAUUUAACUAUAACUGCAAAGAGCAAUUAUGGAAUUGACAUAAUUAAAUUUUAUUACAUUAAUAUCAUGACGUUACCAGAAGGAUCUUAUGUUCAUCGAAUCGAAUACAUUCGUGAUACUCCAACAGACGAAGUAACCAUACAUUUACACACAAACACACUUUUUGUUUACAGCUACGUAAGAAAAUAUGACGAUUGGUAUAAACCUUUUCAUUUUAUUGGAAUUACACGGAUAAAGCCUUUUAAUCAUAGCAACGAGGUAGAUAAGUAUUUUGAAAAAAUAAGGGCGCUCAAUAGGAAAAACUUUUUUAUAACUCGUAUUUUUAAACUUUCUUAA
Messenger RNA from Theileria orientalis strain Shintoku, 1893 nucleotides. RefSeq lists its product as hypothetical. The record is from RefSeq and is a predicted model, not a curated record. The transcript has 2 exons. Bases 1 to 1893 code for a protein of 630 amino acids. NCBI's taxonomy places the organism in Eukaryota, Apicomplexa, Aconoidasida, Piroplasmida, Theileriidae.